UCCAAGCAGUGAGCAGCGUGUUUGGUUUGUCCCAAAGGAUAAGUAUUGCUAGAACUAUUCCAUAACAGCAGGAUAAACAAGAAUUCAGUGGUUUGGUUAUUCAUCUAAAAAGUAGUGAACAAUGACGCAAGGAAAAAUGGGUUUAACGAAGCAGUACCUCGCGUAUAAACCAGUGUCCAGCUUCAACAUAAUAGCGAGUAGCAGAGCAAACAUUUCCUUCAUCUCGGUCAAUAACGUCGAUGGUCGUUAUGUUGUGGUGGCCGCCGCGGAAAAGGUUAUCGUGUGGAACAUGAGAAUCGGCGAGAAGGUGGCUGAGUUUACCCGUGACAAACAGGAAGUCACUUUCCUUCGUGCUAGUCCGGAUCACAAGCAUCUGGCGGUAGGCUACUCGGAUGGUGUGGUGGAGAUGUUCAGCUUUGAAAGUAAGCAAUCCGUUUGUAGUUUCGCCGCCCAUCGUUCAGCGGUGAGUGCGUUAAACUUCGACCUACUCGGCUUGAAGCUCGCUUCUGGCGGCUUAGAUAACGAUGUCGUCGUGUCGGACGUGGUGGCACAAACCGGCAAAUGUCGGCUUACCGGCCACUCGGCACCAAUAACACAGGUGUGUUUUAUGCAGCGUUAUCAUGAUGUGAUUGUGACCAGCUCGAAGGACACACAAAUUAAAUUUUGGAACGUCGAAACACACUGCUGCUUCAAAACCAUCGUUGACCAUCGAACGGAAGUGUGGGGUAUAGUGCUAAUGCGCAACGAUGAUUUCCUCGUGUGCGGUAGUGCCGAUACACAGUUGUCGGUGUACAGGAUUGCGCCCAACACGGAUGAGUCGAAACCGAUCCAAGCAACCGAGGACCAACUGCUUGUGGAAGAAAGCACCGUAAGUCCUUUCCGAUGCACAGCAAUCGGAAGCAUUCAGCGGGCCGGCUACGGGCGUACGAUAAACCUAGUGGCAGACGGAAACGGACAAGUGCUUGGAUGCCAUGGAACGGAUAAACAGAUUGAACUUUUCUAUUUCGCUCCGGUGGAUGAAGCCGUUAAGAAACUUACGAAGCGAAUGAAAAAACUCAACGCAAAGAAAUUCAACGAAACUGAAACGCAGCCGGAGGUAGAUGUUAGGCAACUAUCAUUGACGGAUGAAAUUAAGCGUCUUUCACCAAUCCUCACAUCGGACAAAGUUAAAUCAUUCGAUCUGCUUCUUGGCAGCCGAAGCGAGCUUCGCAUCUGUUGUACGUUCCUGAAGAACUUUAUCGAGCUGUUCUCACUCGAUAUGGACGUUAAAAAGGCGGAACCCGUUUCACUGCACUCCAUACACAAGCAAGGUCAUCCGUCGGAGGCACGAACCGUUUCAUUCAGCUCAGACAAUCUGGCCAUCGCUUCGGGUAGUGCAGAGUCGCUAAAGCUUUGGAAUCGUUCCUCGCAGACCGUGCUACGAACCAUCGACACGAGCGGAUACGUUGUGAGUACCUGUUUCGUGCCGGGCGAUCGACACGUGCUUGUAGGUCUCAAGAGCGGCGAGCUACUGAUCGUGGACAUUGUAGCAGGCGAAGAACUGGAACGAAUCGAAGCGCACGAGAAGGAGGUCUGGAGCAUUGUACUGACACCAGAUAUGCACGGUUGCGUGACGGGCGGAGGGGAUAUGACGGUAAAAUUCUGGUCCUUCGAGCUGAUCGCCAAUCCGGAACGGCCAGACUUGAAAGUCCUUUCUCUGCUGCAUAAAAACACUCUCAAACUGGAAGAAACGGUUCUGUGCGUGAGGAUAUCGUCGAAUGGAAAGUACAUAGCCGUUGCCCUGCUCGACACUACGGUGAAGAUUUUCUUUCUGGACAGCCUCAAAUUCUACCUCUCGCUCUACGGGCACAAGCUGCCCGUACUGACGAUGGACAUUUCGUACGAUUCAUCCCUUAUUGUCACGGGUUCGGCUGACCGAACGAUUAAAAUUUGGGGCAUGGACUUUGGCGACUGUCAUCGGUCGUUGUUGGCACACGAUAAUACCGUGACGGCGCUGCAGUUUAUUCCCAACACACACAUGUUCUUCUCCUGCGGCAAGGACGGCAAACUGAAACAAUGGGACGCUGACAAUUUCCAAAAGAUCGUCACCCUUCCGGGGCAUCUCGGAGAAGCGCACGCGUUGGCCAUCAGUCCGAACGGCAAGUACGUCGUUAGUUGUGGCUCGGACCGAACCCUGCGUCUUUUCCAUCGCACCGAUGAACCACUGGUACUGCAGGACGUUCAGGAGGAGGAACGUGAGGAGCUUGAAAAUGCCACCCUUGCAACGGGCGAGGAAUCAGCUGUUCCGGGGUUGCCUGGUUUGCAGCUUCCCUCCAAGAAAACGAUUGGCUCGGAAAAAGGCGCAGAAAACAUUCUCGAAUGUUUGGAGGUUAGCAAACAGUACGAGGAGGAGGGAGCUAAGGGACCACUUCCGCCGCUUAUGUUUGCCUAUUCGGCCACCAACACGGAUGACUUCCUGCUGACCGUUCUAUCGCGCAUUCGUGCCAGCGACCUGGAAGAAUCCCUUCUGCUCCUGCCUUUCGCAGCUGUCUGUGAGCUGCUGGAACGGAUACCGAAACUAACGAUCACUCGCAAGGACCAAACGGAACUGAUCUGCAAGGUGGUUCUGUUUUUGUUCCGCGUGCAUCAGAAACCGAUUGUCAGCAAUCAGGUGUUACUGCCUGUGAUACAGAAGAUUAUUCACACACUACAAGAGGCAAUCUGUGAGUUGCGCGAUAUGAUUGGUAUGAAUUUCCACGCCUCUCAGAUGCUCCAGCGGGAACUGGAAGAAAAUGAUGGCUGCGUGCUGUUCCGUGAUGCAACCAAGUUACGUGUACAGCGUGAUCGUCGCCGCAAACGACGAGAAGCUUCCAAAAGGAUCCUUGUUAAUAUAACAAAAUAGGUCGAGUCCAUCCAUCACACGGAACUUUAAA
Anopheles coustani is the source of this 2912-nucleotide messenger RNA. Its product is annotated as WD repeat-containing protein 3. Gene Ontology annotation, biological process: maturation of SSU-rRNA. NCBI's taxonomy places the organism in Eukaryota, Metazoa, Arthropoda, Insecta, Diptera, Culicidae. The record is from RefSeq and is a predicted model, not a curated record. The transcript is spliced from 2 exons. Gene Ontology annotation, molecular function: snoRNA binding; protein binding. Bases 122 to 2881 code for a protein of 919 amino acids. Gene Ontology annotation, cellular component: small-subunit processome; Pwp2p-containing subcomplex of 90S preribosome.